This is a messenger RNA of Carlito syrichta (Philippine tarsier), 2366 nucleotides long. It is a transcript of the gene C1D, whose product is annotated as C1D nuclear receptor corepressor. The record is from RefSeq and is a predicted model, not a curated record. The coding region runs from base 75 to 605 and encodes 176 amino acids. Gene Ontology annotation, cellular component: nucleolus; exosome (RNase complex). Gene Ontology annotation, molecular function: DNA binding; RNA binding. Lineage: Eukaryota; Metazoa; Chordata; Mammalia; Primates; Tarsiidae. The transcript has 4 exons. Gene Ontology annotation, biological process: regulation of gene expression; maturation of 5.8S rRNA.
UAGAGUGUAGUGCUCUAGAAUGAUAUUCUAAGAUUUGUUUAUCUUUAGCUUUUAACUGUUUGAGUGCUUUUGAAAUGUAUGAUAUGACCUAUUUAAAAAAAAUUUUUUUUAUGAACUCGAGAACAAACUCUGUGUCCAAUAUGAAUUCUAAAAAUUUAAUUUUUUUCCAGCUGGUCAUAAUGGCAGGGGAAGAAAUUAAUGAAGACUAUCCAGUAGAAAUUCAUGAGUAUUUAUCAACAUUUGAGAAUUCCAUUGGUGCUGUGGAUGAGAUGUUGAAGACCAUGAUGUCUGUUUCUAGAAAUGAGUUGCUGCAGAAGUUGGACCCACUUGAGCAAGCGAAAGUGGACUUGGUUUCUGCAUACACAUUAAAUUCAAUGUUUUGGGUUUAUUUGGCAACUCAAGGAGUUAAUCCUAAGGAACAUCCAGUGAAGCAGGAGCUGGAGAGAAUCAGAGUAUAUAUGAACAGAGUCAAGGAAAUAACAGACAAGAAAAAGGCUGGCAAGCUGGACAGAGGUGCAGCUUCAAGAUUUGUAAAAAAUGCCCUUUGGGAACCAAGACCUAAAAACGCAUCAAAAGUUGCCAAUAAAGGAAAAAGUAAAAACUAACUUUUUGGUUCUGAUGUACAUAUAUUAGAAAAGUUUAUCUUCUUUUUAUGUGUUUUCACAAAAUAGAUAAUUAUGUGGCAAUGCAAGGUUUAAAUGUAUUCCUUAUUGAAUUCAUGUGCAAAUUUACAGUUUAAAUUUGUAAUGUUAGACACUUUUUUCCUUCAGAAAAAUGAAGUUAUCUGUAUUGAUUUUCCUAUAGAGGACUAUGAGAUUUUAAACAUUAUGAUAUAUUUUAUAUUUAUAGCUUACUGUCUCUUUUGAUGAGACUUCCUUUAUAGAUCAGUUUUACAAAUGCCAUUUUAUAAGUAAUUGUGAAAUAUAAGUUAAAUGCUUUUUGUAAACAUUUGUACUAUUUUGAAUGAAUAAUGACCUUAUGAAGGAUGCUAUCUGUAGGCUAAAGUUUUAAGUGCAUCUGUUUUCACUAUAUGAUAUUAAGAAAGAAUGAAAUGACUUAAACGUCCAAUUUUUUUUUGUGUGUGUGUGUGGUUAUCAUGUUUUCAUGAUUUUCGGAAUUACUGCUUUUUUGGUAUUCAAAGUGUGAAAUUAAAACUUUACAGUUGUACUUUAAUUCUUGGCAGGUUGCCUCUCUGUCCCACUUAAAAUAAAAUACAUUCUCAUUAACUUUAGAGGAAGUAAGGUUGUAUGUUGAAGAUGAAUUUUGGCAUACUCUCAAUAAAGGCUGUAAGUGUUAUGUAGCUGAUCUGUGUAUUUUUAUCUUUUAAGUAAAUUUGCCUUCCAAAUUAGGAAGAUAGGUUUUAGAAGUCAUCACAAAUAGAGAAAUUUAUGAGUUUUUGUUUCUGAUGAAUAGUGUCUACAGUACUUUUUGUCUUUUUCAGAUUUUUAAAAUUACAUGUUUUUAAGGCUGUAUCAAGUACGUACAAGUGUUUUGGAACAACUUCUUAUGUUACAUAAUGUCACUUAAGCAGAGGAGAAAUCCAAAGGAGAUUACAUUGUGUUUACGCUCUGAUUUAUUUUUCUGGAAUAUUUGUUACAAAGACUUCUACCUAUUAACCUUUAAAAAAUGUCUAAGCCCAUGAAUUUUAAUUAUAUGCCCUUAAUGCUUUCAGUGUUGAAUCCACAUCAUUAUAUAUAGGAAUGCCAAGUAUAGUAAAGUACUUUAAUUUUUGAAACAGGAGUUGUUAAAAUUUUCCGUGUGAUUAAUUUUCCAUAAGUAACCCUGAAUAAGUGGAUUUCUUGAUUUAUGAUAGCAGAUAUUGGAAAUGAUCUUAAAAUGUAAUGGAUUUUAUAAAGCAUGUUGAACUCUUCCUAUGACACAUGAAGAGAAGUCACUGGUAGAUAUAGGAAUUCUUUUCUAGCUUUGAUGUCAGAUAGUUUUUGAAGUAGAAGAACAUUUAUGAACAUUUACAGUUAUUUCACUCCUUUUCCCACCUUUAUCCUAAAAUUUCUAGCUAUUUUUAAAAGUAACUUCUUCAUGAGAGAAGUGUUGUUAUUUAAUAAGACCUAGUGUACAUGUCUUUGCAUUAUUUAUUGCAAAGAAACAUAACUUGCAUUUCUGUAUGUUUUCUAAUUUCUUAAAGAAAAAAACUUAAAUUAAAAAUGUUAUACAGUUGCAGAAAAUCAUUAGCCAGAUUGUUGGUUUAUGAAAGCCCAACUCUACAUUCUAUUAAAUUGGAGAUUCUUAAGUGAAUAAUUCUUUCAGUGGUUAUUAGUAGAAAUAAAAAUUUUUUUGCAUAUAUUCCAUUUUAUUAUGUAUAAUCUUAAAUAUUUAUUACUUAGCACAUAAUAAAAAGCUGAAUGGUA